AUGUCGGCUAUGAACAUGUCCCCUUCCACCGGCGGUCCAUACGGUGGCUCCGAUGAUCCUUGUAUCCUUGGUCUUACGAAUGGUACCUACCCUAAUGGGACUCUCGGUCAAGGAAACUGGAUGCCAUUUGGGGUCUACAUGCCCACUGCCUCAGAAAAGGCACCUUGUCAAACCGCCAACGAUCCCUGGGCUCAAUCUGCAUACUAUGGCCAUUGGACAACCUAUUUCAUUCUAGCAGCCCUUGUCGUGGUCUCUAUCUCGAAUGGUAUCAAACGAUUGCACAGCCUGAACCGAAUUAUGGGUUUCCCCAGCGUGGUGCGAUUUCACCCCAAGAUUUCCGCAUUUUUUAGAAUGACGAGUUAUCCCCAAUCCCGAUUUUGGGGAGGAGCCAUUCCUCCGCUUGGCCCGAGCUUUCUACUCUUUGGAUUCCUUUUGUUCAGUACGCUGGUCUGUUUCUUGCGCCGACCGUAUUACAGACCACCGAACUAUGGCAGCUCACCAUUAGGGCUGAGGUCCGAAUGGGUUGCAACAGCAAUGGUUCCUUGGAUGUAUGCCGCAGCCAGCAAACGCAACUUCCUUGAGUACUUCUCCGGGAUAAGUUGGCCACGACUCAUGACAUUUCACAAGUGGUCCCCCUGGAUAUGUUUGUACAUGUCGAUUGUACAUACUUGGGCAAUGAUCAUUCGUGCCAAUCGGCAAGAGCCAUGGUGGUACACAAUCCAAACCAACGAAAUCUACUGGAAUGGAUUCCCCCCACUUGCAGCAUUAGUGUGGCUCUGUGUGAUGAGCUUAGGACCGAUCAGGAAACGUUUCUACGAGACUUUUUAUGUGUUUCACAUGCUCUCGGCUGCUGUUUUCCUCAUUUGGAUGUAUAUUCAUCUGGCUGAUAAAUUAAAAUCAUGGCAAUAUAUGCAUGCCGCUACUGUGCUUUGGGGAGCAGCUAUUCUUUGGCGAACGCUUGCCUACGCCUUUGAUCAUGGGUGGUUCAGACGAAUCCCUCGGGCAUCAUUCGAAAUGCUUCCUUCCUCCGCCAUCCGCAUCCGCAUCCCGAUGCCAACUAAUCGUACUUGGAGCGCGGGUUCAUACGUCUACCUUCGUUUCUUGAGUAUCAAGCCAUGGGAAUCGCACCCGUUUACCAUUUCGUCUAUCAUCGCGUCCACCGAUGUAGAUGAAAACGGUGAUCGUGCCAAAUUAUCUCAGCUCCAUGAGAUGGUGUUUAUCAUUCGACCUCAUGGUGGUCUAACGGCUCGACUUGGGAGUUUAGCGGCCUCAGCCCCAUCUAGUUUGCACGCAUGCUUGGUCGAUGGCCCAUACGGUGGCUUUAUGGACUCGUUGCGUGCUUGUGAUAUGGUCUUGUUGCUAGCUGGUGGGACUGGGAUGACGACGAUUGUGCCGAUCGCUCAAGCUUUCACUCGCUCGACUGCCGAUCCUGGGAUCACCUGCUGUCAAACCUGUCAAGUCCAUUGGGUGAUGCGUGAAUCCGAGGCGGCGGAAUGGUUUAAAGAUCAGUUGGCUGAAAUUGGGGCCAUCGAGAUGUAUGUGACCGGGCAGAGUGAGUUCAAGGUGGUGGGACCAGUCAGUCCUACCAAGGAGAAUUCAGAGGGAGUGGUCGAGGAGAGAACCCCUAGCUUGGAUCCUGGUUUUAAGCACGGUCGGCCUAAUCUCCAUCAAAUCGUACACAAGGCUGCUGAGCAAUACUUUGGUCGGAUCGGAGUGAUGGUUUGUGGACCUACAUCGAUGUUAUUGGAUGCGCGCAAUGCGGUUGCCGAAGUGGAGGCGGGCAUUUUAAAAACUGAUCAGGCCAUUCGCUGUUCAGAAAUUGAAUUUUACGAAGAGUCUUUCAACACUUGAACGGUUACAGCUCCAUAUUCUUUUUUGCGCUCCCGUCUGUUUCAUUCUGAAUGUUUACGAGUCAUCACACACGUGGAAUCUCAUUUAUCACAGUCUACCAUACUUAACCCAGCCACAAAACUAGCCAAGCUUUAGUAAUACAACCGAUGAUAUUUGCUUUGUAAGAUAGCUCUCAGAGAAUAUAAAUGUAAAAAACAAAUGGAAUUGAAGUGAAGGAGCAAAGUGGGUGCAGUCUGCUGG
Molecule: messenger RNA, 2091 nt
Organism: Puccinia graminis f. sp. tritici CRL 75-36-700-3
Lineage: Eukaryota; Fungi; Basidiomycota; Pucciniomycetes; Pucciniales; Pucciniaceae
Exons: 10
Coding region: 1-1851 (616 amino acids)
Biological process (GO): copper ion import; intracellular iron ion homeostasis; iron ion transport
Cellular component (GO): plasma membrane
Molecular function (GO): ferric-chelate reductase activity
Source: RefSeq, a predicted model, not a curated record